AUGCGCCUAGAUGCUUUGUUGCAGAAACAAGGCAAAAGGCCCUUUGUGCUGGCCAAGCUCAGUGACGCGAACAAUCUCAGAUGCUCUCAAAUACUAGGCUCAGAUGCUCUUCGAGCUCCGAAUCUCGAGGCUCUCUCCCUCACUCCUCUAUUCUGUUCACUAGUCAUGGUGGGUCGAGCCCUGAAUUCCGACCACCUUGGACAGCCUAUACGAGCCGGUGACCGUGUCACUAGACCUCAAUUUGCUGGACAGAGAUCCCAGGGUGAGGUUUCUUUGCUAGGUGGGAAAACAGAGGAGGGAGACAAGGAUGAUGGUGACACAGCAACAAGAGAAGCGAAAGAGGAGAUUGGUUUGGAUCCUAAGCUUGUGAAUGUUGUCACUGUUCUUGAACCAUUUUUGUCAAAGCACCUACUGAGAGUUGUACCUGUUAUCGGUAUACUUAACGAUAAGGAAGCAUUCAAGCCUGCUCCAAAUCCGGCCGAAGUGGAAUCAGUAUUUGAUGCUCCCUUGGAAAUGUUCAUCAAGGAUGAAAACAGGAGGGCAGAGGAGAGAGAGUGGAUAGGUAACAAAUACCUGAUUCAUUUCUUUGACUAUGAAACCAACAACAAGAAGUACAUGAUAUGGGGCUUAACUGCUGGUAUCUUGAUUAGGGCUGCAUCAAUUGUAUAUGAACGGCCUCCACCUUUUGUUCCUUUUAUUACUUGAACUUUGUAUUGAGAUGGUCUGCAAGC
Messenger RNA from Rosa chinensis, 731 nucleotides. Its product is annotated as nudix hydrolase 15, mitochondrial-like. Gene Ontology annotation, molecular function: acetyl-CoA hydrolase activity; coenzyme A diphosphatase activity. Gene Ontology annotation, biological process: coenzyme A catabolic process. NCBI's taxonomy places the organism in Eukaryota, Viridiplantae, Streptophyta, Magnoliopsida, Rosales, Rosaceae. The coding region runs from base 1 to 705 and encodes 234 amino acids. The transcript has 5 exons. The record is from RefSeq and is a predicted model, not a curated record.